Colletotrichum paranaense is the source of this 1296-nucleotide messenger RNA. RefSeq lists its product as uncharacterized. Lineage: Eukaryota; Fungi; Ascomycota; Sordariomycetes; Glomerellales; Glomerellaceae. The coding region runs from base 1 to 1296 and encodes 431 amino acids. The transcript has a single exon. The record is from RefSeq and is a predicted model, not a curated record.
AUGGAUCGCCGUCCUCAUGCACAGUCACUGGCACCGCCAGCCCCAAUAUCAAACAACCCGCCGGAACCUCCACAACGCUUACGGCGCAGAUUGCAAAAGAAGCUCCUGUCCAUCCGACGUCCUGCACCUAUCGACCCCGUGGCAUCAAACAAACUCAAUACCGGGGUGGCAGUAGCUGCCCAGCAAGCCGGAACCAUCGGCCAACCUUCCUUGCGUUUGUCACCAGACCUGAGCGAUGCAAAAUGGCACGCAUAUCUCGGAGACAGCAACGCUGUGCAAGAUCCGACAUCAAAAUCGCAAUCAAAAUCACCGUCCAAAUCACGGUCAAAAUCAAAGCCCCUACCAGCGAGACCAAGAACCCCAGAGAAACCACGAAAAGUCUCAUUCGACACAACACCACCAGCGCCGGCCAUCAUUCCAGAAUUCUCACACCUCGCCGUCAGCAAUUUAACGCCGAGGCCCUCUCUCGACAGCUCACUCAGCUCACCGACCUCGUCAAUUAGCACGAGAUCGAGCAUGAGACGCCAUGCAAAGACGCCCAUCUACGCCAUUGGCCAGCUGGAAAAGGCAAGCUAUGGGAGGAGUGCCAAAACCGCCGAAAAAGUCACAAGCGUCGACCUGAUUGCGAACCAGUACCGAGAUCUCCUCGAGACCCAGGACGCCAGCUCAAUAUACACUGACGCCCACUCUGAUCCCUUCCCAUCACGACAAUCUUUGCACAGCCAGAUUUCCUCCUCCACUACCCGGUCACGCCACAGCGCCGGCGAGACACCCGCAGAGCAGCUCCGCCGAGACAUAUUUUCGCCGGCACCGGCGCCGUUGCGCCGUGCAUCGGCGGCGUAUUCCAGGUCACCGCGGUCUGAUGAUGGUACGCUGGUUGCAUUCGAUGAGGAAGCGAUCUACUUCAAGCCCCUGUCAUUCUCACCAGAACCGCCGUCGACACCCCCGCCCCCGCCGCGGAAUCGCGCCCGACUGAAUCGCAAUCCGUCCUCCCAAGGGGAGUCGAAUCAGAACCUGAGCCUGCAGAUUGCAAUGGACCUCUUGACGCGUGAGCUCUCGACGAGCAUGUUGGACAACUCGCACAAGACGGGGACAGACGUCUCGUCUCUGCAGGUCUGGGUCAUGAUCGAAGCCUACGAGAGGCUGAGGGACCAGGUUCUAGAAGCGAGGAGGCAGACAAAUGACGCGCAGAACCUGGAAACGGUGUUUGAUACCUGGUUGAAGGCUCUCUAUAACCUUCAUGACCAGAUGACGAGUGAUGCGGCUUCUCGCGGGAGCAACUACGAUGAAGCAUAA